Molecule: messenger RNA, 1540 nt
Organism: Lynx canadensis (Canada lynx)
Lineage: Eukaryota; Metazoa; Chordata; Mammalia; Carnivora; Felidae
Gene: HMCES
Product: 5-hydroxymethylcytosine binding, ES cell specific
Exons: 7
Coding region: 131-1186 (351 amino acids)
Biological process (GO): DNA damage response
Molecular function (GO): single-stranded DNA binding
Source: RefSeq, a predicted model, not a curated record
CCGAGCCGGAGCGCCCGCGGGGGAAGAGCGUCGCGGGCGGCCUAGAGGAGGUGAACGUGAGGUGAGGCUAGGCGGGCGGAGGUGGACGUGAGGCGAAGUGAGACGAGGGUGUGCGGGGCCCCGCCGGAGGAUGUGCGGCCGAACCUCCUGUCACCUGCCCAUAGAUGUGCUCGCGAGAGCGUGUGCCUAUCGGGACCGGCAGGGCCGGGAGCGGCUCCCCGAGUGGAAGGACCCCGACAAGUACUGCCCCUCUUACAACACGAGCCCUCAGUCGAACAGCCCCGUGCUCUUGUCACGUCUGCACUUUGAGAAGGGUGCAGACCCAUCUGAGCGUAUCAUUGCUCCCAUGCGAUGGGGCUUGGUCCCAUCUUGGUUCAAAGAGGAUGAUCCUUCCAAACUUCAGUUCAACACUACCAACUGUCGUAGUGAUACCAUAAUGGAGAAACGGUCCUUCAAGGUCCCUCUUGGAAAGGGAAGACGCUGUGUCGUCUUAGCAGAUGGAUUCUACGAGUGGCAGAGACGUCAGGGAACAAGCCACAAGCAGCCGUACUUCAUCUAUUUUCCCCAAGCCAAAACAGAAGAGUCAGGUAGCACUGAUGUUGUAGAGAGUCCUGAGCACUGGAAGAAAGUCUGGGACAACUGGAGGCUGCUGACAAUGGCGGGGAUCUUUGACUGCUGGGAGCCCCCAGAAGGAGGAGACCUCCUAUAUUCCUACACCAUCAUCACAGUAGAUUCCUGCAAAAGCUUGAAUGACAUUCACCCUAGGAUGCCUGCCAUAUUAGAUGGAGAGGAGGAAGUCUCCAAAUGGCUUGACUUUGGUGAGGUCUCAACUGAGGAAGCUCUGAAGUUAAUCCACCCCACAGAGAAUAUCACCUUCCAUGCAGUCUCUUCCGUGGUGAACGACUCCGGGAACAACACUCCUGAAUGUGUGACUCCUAUCAGCCUACUGGUCAAAAAGGAGCCCAAGGCAAGUCGUAGUAGCCAGAAGAUGAUGCAAUGGCUGGCCACAAAGUCACCCAAAAAGGAAGACCCCAAAACACCCCAAAAGACAGAGUCAGAUGUGCCCCAGUGGUCCAACCAGUUCCUGCAGAAGAGCCCACUCCCCACCAAGAGAGGUGCCACAGGACUCUUGGAGCGAUGGCUGAAGCAGGAGGAGCCCGUGGCCAAGCGGCCGCACAACCAAUAACAGGACUUUCAGAGACUACUGCCACGAUUUGCUGCAUUAAAUAUUGUUGCUGGUGACAGGUGCUUGCGUUGUAUGUUUGUGGAUUUGCUUUGGGAUGCGGUAGCACAGUAGUAGUUGACAGUUGUGGGUUUAUGAAUGAGUAGCUAUCCUGCCUGCACCAUGAACCCACAGGGGGGCAAAUGGGCAGCCUAGAAAGAGGAGGGGCCACCACCAUCAGUGCAUAAGGGGCUUUAUGGCUGUGGCCCUCUGCUGGUUUGACUGGUGGACCCUGCUGGCAAGGCUGUUUUCUGCCAGCUUUUGGAAUUCUCAAGACGUUGUCUUUUUUUCUGAAUAAAUUAUAUUUGAUAAACUGUC